AAGAAAAACCCACUCAAAACAGAGUUUUUCACUCGCUCUCUCUUCCGCUCCUUCACUCACACUCCUCCCACACGAAGAAGAAGAAGAAGAAGAAGUUAAAAAAAACGUGCUGAGCGCUCCGCUCCUGUGUGUUCAUGUCCUCAGGCGCUAUGAACCGGAACAUGGGUAAGAUUUAAAGAAUAUGCUUUCAUUCUGCGGUAAAAGGAAAUAGAUACGGAUAGAUACUGAUCAUAACUGUACAUUUUGUUUUCACAGUCCAAGCACGCUUCAUAAUGAGGCGGUGACCUCCUGUUUGCUCGGAGCAAUAGCUGCAAGUCCAGAUUUACACGAUGUUGAUAAAGACGACAUUGUGUCCGCCUGUAAGACGUAUUAUGAGACGGUACGCAGGAGCUGAAGCUGCCAAGAAUUCAGCUCGGAGUCGAGCUAGAAGAAAGAGGCUGCUGGAAUCGAGGCAGGGUGUGCUGGCGGAUGAGGAAGUGGAACUCUGGAAGUCCGCCACCGUCGACCUCAUGUCUGGCGAAGAAGAUGGCGUCGUUGGCGGGGUCUCUGGAUGGAUUGUACUGCCGCCGUCAUUUCGUAGGCUGGAUCUCUCUGAACUCUGUGUGAAGCUGCAGUCGCGGUUAGAGGCGACGCCGAAGUACAGAGCCACGCACAGUAGGCGUCUGCACAACGGACCUGCCUCGGAGAGAAUGCUGCCAGCAUUUACCUCCAACCCCGAGGAGGAAAACGGACAGUUCACGGAGUUGUAAUUUUUGGAUACGCAUGUGUGGGCAGAUCCUCGCGUUGUAUA
Molecule: messenger RNA, 790 nt
Organism: Fundulus heteroclitus (mummichog)
Lineage: Eukaryota; Metazoa; Chordata; Actinopteri; Cyprinodontiformes; Fundulidae
Exons: 3
Coding region: 330-749 (139 amino acids)
Source: RefSeq, a predicted model, not a curated record